Molecule: messenger RNA, 1067 nt
Organism: Synchiropus splendidus (mandarinfish)
Lineage: Eukaryota; Metazoa; Chordata; Actinopteri; Syngnathiformes; Callionymidae
Exons: 2
Coding region: 131-904 (257 amino acids)
Source: RefSeq, a predicted model, not a curated record
UGGAGAAGUCAGAACAAGACAGAGCGAGGGGAGUGGUGCUGGUGUGUCGCUGCUCAUUGUAAACAGUUUUUGCCUCCUGUCCAGAGACAGACAUUCCGGCGAGACGUAAGACCAGCGAUCAAGUGGUACCAUGAAGGGAUUGGACAUCCUACGUGUGCUGUGGGUCACCAAAACUUUGACCUCACUUUUAUGUGGUGCUCAGAUCACCACUGUCAUUCUACCUGGCCCUUUGAAUCAGACUUCACAGGAAGGAAAUUCAACUGCUAGCCAUGUGACUGCGCCCUUUGAUCUAUCGCCAAACGUCACGUCUGAGUCCACACCUCUCACCACCUCCUCUGCUGAGGUCAACACGGUGUAUAAAGGUCAGACAACACAGAGUACCUCCGGGAGGACCACCGACUGCAGUGCACCCAGCCAAAGCUCUUACAGACAGCAGUGUCUCCCGUUGCUGAUGCUCAACGGCGGACUGAUCCUCGCCACUGUCAUCCUGCUCAUCUCCACUGUACUGCUGACAUGGAAGGUCUGCCAUCUGAACCGUCGCAUCAAGACUCUGAGCAGCGACGCAGACCUGAUCAGCAACUGUGAGUACUGGAUGGGAUCUUCCCAACGGCGAAAACACAAGACGGCAGCUGUAGCUACAGACAACGUCCUCUUACUGGAUCAGUUCAGGCAGCCACAGGAGGAAGUGAGCAAUGAUGUCGUCAAAGAAGAAAAUGUACCAGAGGUAGAGCAGAAGAGGGAGCAGAAGAAGGAGAGUGAUGAAGCAUCAGCAACCCCAGACGAGAAGGAAGAUAUCGUAACCGAGACUGAAAAAACGGACACCAAACUUCCAGAGGUUGCAACUUCCCAAUCUGCCAACGCCACAGCCCCCACUUCUGCUGAGGGGGAGAAGAAUGUAGCGUAGACUGGUGUGUGCGUGGGCGUGAGUGUGUGUCCUCACUGGAGUUUCACAACCUCUUUUGAUACUUUCGCUAGUUCCAGCUUACGGUAAAUUGAACAUCUGCUCAUGUGGGCGGCAAACCAGCCUUUUUCAUGUAAAACAUGGACGCUUGUGGUCGUGCAAACCU